AUGGGGGGCGCUGCGCUGGCGGACGAGGAGGAGGAGGAGGGGGGCAAGAAGAAGGGCGCGGCCGGUGCCGCCGGCGCGGAGGGCGGGAAGGAGGGGGCCGAGAAAGGCGCCCGGCGGCCGGGCGCGAUGACGGACGACCGGCGGCGGGAGCAGAAGCUGGACGGGCAGCUGGGGAAGAUCAAGCAGCUGUUUGAGGAGAAGGGGUUCGGCAACCAGGCGGCGUUCAAGAAGCCGGACAGGCUGGAGGCACACCGCACGGUGUGCUGCGCGGCGGCAGUGGCGCAGGCACCGGCGAGUGAGGCAGCGGGCGCGGCAGCCGAGGUCGAGUACGAGACGGUCAUUGGCAUUGAGACCCACGUGCAGCUGCAGACGCGCACCAAGGCGUUCUGCUCCUGCCCCAACCAGUAUGGCGGCGAGCCCAACGCCCACGUCUGCCCCGUGUGCAUGGGCCACCCGGUGGGUCGCUCGCUGCCGCCACUACUGCCUCACCAGCAGCGGGAGCAGCGCCAGCAGCAGCCGCGCGGAGCGGCAGCAGGAGCGGCAGCAGGAGCGGCAGCAGCAGCACCAGCCGGGGGGAGCGGGAGCGUCGCCAGCGGUGGCACCCUGCCCGUCCUCAACGCUGAGGCCGUGAAGCUGGCCAUCAAGGCGGGCCUGGCGCUCAACUGCCAGAUCGCGCGGCGGUCAAAGUUUGACCGGAAGCAGUACUUCUACGCGGACCUGCCCAAGGGCUACCAGAUCAGCCAGUACGACCUGCCAAUCUGCAGUGGCGGCCACCUGGCGGUGGACACCCCCGAUGGCCCCAAGCGCUUUGGCAUCACGCGGGCCCACCUGGAGGAGGACGCGGGGAAGAGCGUCCACGGGGGGGCGGACAGCCUGGCGGGGUCCAGCCACACCCUGGUCGACUUCAACAGGGCGGGUGAGGCGGGGACUCCCUUCUUCAUCUUCAUCUCAUAA
Monoraphidium neglectum is the source of this 954-nucleotide messenger RNA. RefSeq names its product aspartyl-tRNA(Asn)/glutamyl-tRNA (Gln)amidotransferase subunit B. The transcript has 6 exons. The record is from RefSeq and is a predicted model, not a curated record. Bases 1 to 954 code for a protein of 317 amino acids. Gene Ontology annotation, molecular function: glutaminyl-tRNA synthase (glutamine-hydrolyzing) activity. Gene Ontology annotation, biological process: glutaminyl-tRNAGln biosynthesis via transamidation; mitochondrial translation. NCBI's taxonomy places the organism in Eukaryota, Viridiplantae, Chlorophyta, Chlorophyceae, Sphaeropleales, Selenastraceae.